AUGGACCAAAUGGACGAGACUUCUGAACUUUCAAGCACCAUACCUGAGCCAGUCUCCUCACAGAACUUAUAUCUCACGGAGCAACUUGCUUCGUACUGGGCAGAGUCCCAAAGCCUUCGUUCUCACAUUGAGAUGCUUCAAACACAGCUUGCUGAAGCCUGCGAAUUGAACAUCAGUAUUUGCCAUGAAUUAUCUGCAGAGCGCAUUCACCACUCGACGGUCGCCAAGGAGCUUUCACUGCUCCGGGAACAGUUUCAACAGCUUAAAGUGAUGGUUUCAGCCAGAGAGGGCUCGGAAAAGACACCGCCCAGGAUCUUUCGACUGGAAGCCAGAGAGAUAGCUCUCCAACAAAUGGAGCUUGAUCUUUCCCAAAAGGCAGCUGCCUUAAGAUUGACUUGUCAAAAUAUUGAAUCAUGGUACUGCCCUAUGUGGGAAAAGCGACUGAAUCACCCGAGGCCUGUGCGGCACGCCAGCUGUGCCGGCGACAGGGGAUGCGCUGCGCCCGCAAAUGGCCAAGAGCGAAUAGGAGCGCCUCCUGGGAUCGUAGAUGUUGGUUUUCGAGGGUAG
Aspergillus affinis is the source of this 567-nucleotide messenger RNA. RefSeq lists its product as uncharacterized. The record is from RefSeq and is a predicted model, not a curated record. The coding region runs from base 1 to 567 and encodes 188 amino acids. The transcript is spliced from 2 exons. Lineage: Eukaryota; Fungi; Ascomycota; Eurotiomycetes; Eurotiales; Aspergillaceae.